AUGCCCAAGCACCGCUUCCCGCCCAAGCCGCAAAACAACAAGCGCAAAAACAAGAAGGUCCCUGAGACCGCGGAUGAGUUCCUGGAUGUCGGCAUCGAGCACGAAGAAUCCGGUGAUCGCUGGCGGCCCGGUGAUAAGUUGAAGGCCGGCCGGUUCUACCAAAGAGCGAUAGGCAGCUACACCACCGCGCUGCAGCUAAACCCCACCUCUUUUGACGCCGCCUACAACCUCGCCCGCCUGCAAUACCAGCUCGCCCAGCACCCCGAGCUCACAGGCAGCACGCACCGCGCCUCGCGCCUCCUGCUCAAGACCGCGGUCGACAGCCACCGGCGCUGCCUGGCGCUGGACCCGGCGAAUGAAGAUGCGCUCUUUAAUACGGGCCAGGUGCUGUGCAGCUUUGCGGAGGUGCUGAUCGAGUACCGCACUGCGCCCAUCGAGGCCAAAACCGAGGCCGCGCAGCUGCUCGUCGAGGCGGUCGAGACGCUGCAGCGCUGUCUGGCACUGCAGGAAGCGCAGUAUGCCGCUCUGCAGCAGACACAGACACAGACACAGACACAGACACAGACACAGACACAGACACAGACGGGCGACGGCGACACCGCCAUGGACAUGACCGACGACCCCACCCCCGCCCCCACCGCCCCCACCGCCCCCUCCUCCCAAACCACCGCCACCGAGCAAUGGGCCAUAAUCCAACCCCCCACCACCCCCAGCACCCUCCUCGACACGACCCUCGCCCUCCUCAGUACCCUCGCCACCCUCCUCCCCCUCACGCACCUCCCGCACACCCCACCCCUCCCCACAACCCUCACCACCGCGCACACCCUCCUCACCGCCACCCUCCCACCCCUCGCCCUCGCUGCCUCCCGCGAGCCCGAAGCCGCCCUGGCGCGCGCCAACCUCCUCGCCGCCGCCGUAGAGGCCACAUACCGUGCCGGCGGCGCCCUCGCCGACUACGAAGCGGGCAUCGCCGCGGCCUUCGCCGGCGUGGAGGGCGUGCAGGCGCUGUGUGACCGCGCGGACGCACACAUCCAGCUCGCCGGCAGCGUGCCCGACGAGGGUGUGGCGUGGCGGCACUACUCUGCUGCCGCGGCGGCGCUGGGUAGUGCGGCGGCGGCGGAGCCGGGGAGGGGCGAGAUCCAUGUUGCGCGUGGGGACGUGGAGCUGUUGAGGGCGCGGUUGGGGGUGGAGGUUGCGGUGGGGAGUAGGGGGUGUUGGUGA
Morchella importuna is the source of this 1221-nucleotide messenger RNA. RefSeq lists its product as uncharacterized. Gene Ontology annotation, molecular function: protein binding. The coding region runs from base 1 to 1221 and encodes 406 amino acids. The transcript has 6 exons. The record is from RefSeq and is a predicted model, not a curated record. NCBI's taxonomy places the organism in Eukaryota, Fungi, Ascomycota, Pezizomycetes, Pezizales, Morchellaceae.